AUGGGUCUCGGCGGAGUGCUACAUGCCCAACGGGCUCGACCGGAACAAGAACAAGGACGACGAGAGCCACGACUACCAGCCGUGCAACAACUCGACGGGCGGGGGGCGAGCAUGUGCUGCAACGUCGGCACGGGGGACGUCUGCCGCGAUAACGGGCUCUGCUUCAACCCGAGCGUGGAGCACCUGUGGCGGGAGAGCUGUACGGAUCCCACCUGGAAGGACCCGGCGUGCGUGAAGCUGUGCCACCGCGAUAUCCUUAACGCACAGGGUAUUUUGAUGAGCGGUACGGAUAUGCGCAUCACAGUGUGCUCCGACGGAAGUCUCUGCUGCGGGGAUAAAGAGGCGUCGACAGAGUGUUGCCGCGAAAAGAGCGGAUUCCUCAUCGUGGACGGCGAGGUCGUCGCCGCGUCACAACCCAGCUCGACGACCGGCACGCAAACCACCGCUCGAUCGACCUCAUCCACAUCAACGUCCACAUCUUCCUCCGACGACCCCGAGUCCGACGAUCCCGAGGCAUCGAACACGGGAAACGACGAUGGAUCCUCGGGUCCUAAUAAAGCCGUCAUCAUCGGGGCCGUCCUCGGCUCCGUGUUUGGCGUGGCGCUCAUCGCCGCGGCGUGGGUGCUGUACCGGCGGUCGCAGCGGCGAGGGCCCUCGCCGCCGGUUACUGGAGGAGGUGUUAUGGAUGCCGCGCCGGAAUACAAGGCCGUUUCGCCGCCUCCGGUCGAGCUGGAAACGGAGCACAACUACUAUCGAUACGAGCUGGGCGGGGAACGGAGGUAUUGA
Molecule: messenger RNA, 786 nt
Organism: Parascedosporium putredinis
Lineage: Eukaryota; Fungi; Ascomycota; Sordariomycetes; Microascales; Microascaceae
Source: the annotation of a GenBank genome assembly